Molecule: messenger RNA, 780 nt
Organism: Verticillium nonalfalfae
Lineage: Eukaryota; Fungi; Ascomycota; Sordariomycetes; Glomerellales; Plectosphaerellaceae
Exons: 1
Coding region: 1-780 (259 amino acids)
Source: RefSeq, a predicted model, not a curated record
AUGAAGCUCUACCCAUCUAUCCCCCCCAACCUCGCAACCUGGGCAGCCCGCCAGCCGUUCUUCCUUACGGCAUCGGCUCCCACCCACGCCCCGCAUGUCAACGUCUCCCCCAAGGGACUCGCCGCCUCGCAUCUCGCCUUCCUCGAUGCCAACACGGUCGCUUACAUUGACCGUUCCGGCUCGGGAUGCGAGACAAUUGCGCAUGCGUACGAAAAUGGUCGAUUGACGCUUAUGUUUAUGUCCUUUGGCACCUUGCCGCGCAUUCUACGCCUCUUUUGUAACGCUGAGGUGAUUGAGCGCGGCACACCGAGGUUUGAGGAAUGGAUGGCCCGCGUCGUGCAGGACCGCGAGGGUGGCGGGAUGGAGGGUGCGAGAGCCGUCAUUGUCGGUCGCGUCUGGGAGGUGCAGACGAGUUGCGGGUUCGGCGUGCCCGCCGUUAAGAAGGAGGUGUACGAACGCGGUGCAGAGGGCGACGAGGGCGACGAGGAGAGCGGCAAGGAACUGUCUAUCUUCCAGGAUAGGCGCACCUUGGAUGACUACUGGCGCAAGAGGGCCGAGAACGGCACAGUCGAGGAGUACCAGGUUGAAAAGAACGUCACGAGCAUUGACGGUCUGCCUGCUCUCAAGGCAGCGAGGCGUGAGGCCGGCGAGGUCUUGAUCCUUGCUGAGGGAAGGGCCAAACUUGGGCGGGCCGCGAGGGAGCGUGAUGGCAUCCUUCUCGGCGUGCUGCUGUCCCUGCUUGUCUGGAGUUUCACUACGAUUGUGUUUGGAAAAUUGUAA